Molecule: messenger RNA, 3274 nt
Organism: Leucoraja erinaceus (little skate)
Lineage: Eukaryota; Metazoa; Chordata; Chondrichthyes; Rajiformes; Rajidae
Product: kelch repeat and BTB domain-containing protein 13-like
Exons: 1
Coding region: 128-1504 (458 amino acids)
Molecular function (GO): protein binding
Source: RefSeq, a predicted model, not a curated record
GUGCGCUCCUUUCUCCAGGACCCCCCGCCGGUGCCGGGGCUGAGCCGCACCGUGUAGCCGGUACCGGGGAGAGAUUCACCGUGCAGCCAGUAACGGGAGUGUAACCGGUACCGGGCAGCGAGGCGCCAUGCAGCAGGUGCCGGGCUCGGUGCGACUGAAGGUGGAGCAGCGGGUGUUCACGGUGGGCCGGCGGGAGCUGAGCGAGGGCAGCGACUAUUUCAGGGCUCUGUUCGCUUCGGGCAUGCGGGAGAGCGGCCAGGAGGAGAUGGUGCUGCCGCUGCUGGCGGCCCGGGGCUUCGCCCUGACCGUGCAGGUGCUGGCGGGCGAGCGGCCGGCUCUGAGCGGCGAGGAGGAGAUCGGAGACGCUGCCGAGUGCGCGGCUUUCCUGCAGGCGAGGCCCCUGAGCCAGCACAUGGUCCACUGCAUCAGCCCCGGCAACUGCGCGCUGAUGCUGCAGGCCGCCGCCGUGUAUGGGCUCCCCGAGCUGCUCCACGCCUCGGCACUCUACAUCAGGGACCUGCAUCCCGAUGUACGGCAGGAGCUGAGCUACCUGGCCCAGGAUCAACUGGACUACAUCGAAUCCCUGUCCCCCAGUACACUGGUAGCCAUGACCACCCACUCCCCCUCUCCCCAACAUCUCCAGGAUCACUCCAGGACCAUCUGUUACCUGGACGAGGCGGACAAUGUGUGGAGAGAUCUCACCUGGUUGCCCGAGCCGGCCAGCACAUCCCUCGCCGGCAUCACAGUCAUGGACAACAGCAUCUACAUAGUGGGAGGAGUGGACGGCGUGAGCAAACGGGUGGUGCCAACUAACUUUUGCUACAACACAGACAGGGACAGCUGGAGCGAGUUUCCUUGCGGCCAAUACCUUCGCCACAACGUGGCUCUGAGCGGCCAAGACGGCAGCCUCUUCGCCAUCGGUGGCGUGUGCAAGGGUAAAGUGGUGGCCACCGUGGAGAGGUUUCACGUCGCCUCCAACUCUUGGUCCUCGGUUGCCCCGCUGCCCAGACCCGGGGAAGGGGUGGCGUGCACUCGAGCGAUGGGCCGAACGUUCGUGUGUCUCUGGUUCCCCAUGGAGACCACGGACAUUUACGAGUACGGGACCCAGGGGGACGAGUGGACUCUAGUGACCACGCUCAGGCGCCAGCAGAGCUACGGCCACUGCAUGGUGUCCCACGUAGACAACCUGUACGUGAUGAGAAACGGACCGGCCGACGACUUUCUGAGAUGCUUCAUAGAUUGUUACAACCUGACCCGGGACCAGUGGAGCAGCCUCUCCGGGUAUUAUGUCAACAGUAAAGGGGCACUUUUCACAGCCACCGUCAGAGGCGACCGGGUGUUUACCGUCAACAGAAUGUUGACUCUGGUCUACAAUAUCCAGGGGGACCGCUGGAAGCCGGUGAAGGAAGCGGCUGGUUUCCCUCGGAGUGGCUCCAUGUACAGCUUCUUACUCCGGCUCCCGAAGAGGCGACUCGCUACCCGCCACACGACUAUGAAUGAAUGACAAUAGACAAUAGGUGCAGGAGUAGGCCAUUCGGCCCUUCGAGCCAGCACCGCCAUUCAAUGUGAUCACGGCUGAUCAUCCCCAACCAGUACCCAGUUCCUGCCUUCGCCCCAUAUCCUCUGACUCCGCUAUCUUUAAGAGCCCUAUCUAACUCUCUCUUGAAAGUAUCCAGAGAAGCGGCCUCCACCUCCCUCUGAGGCAGAGAAUUCCACAGACUCACCACUCUGUGUAAAAAAGUGUUUCCUCGUCUCCGUUCUAAAUGGCUUACCUCUUAUUCUUAAACUGUGGCCCCUGGUUCUGGACUCCCCCAACAUCGGGAACAUGUUACCUACCUCUUGUGUGUCCAAACCCUGAAUAAUCCUAUCUGUUUCAAUAAGAUUCUCUCUCAUCCUUCUAAACUCCAGAGUAUACAAGCCCAGCCGCUCCAUUCGCUCAGCAUAUGGCAGUCCCGCCAUCUGGAAAUCAUGUGUGGCUACUGGUAAGUCAAGCCUAAAGAAGAAUUAAUGUCAUUUUCAUUCCCUCUACUUUGGUCUGCACUCCACAUCAGACAAUGUUUCCAGGAGAUCUAACCUCCAGCUCCCAGCAUUGAGCAUUAUAAAUACAUCACUUUUCCGGCAAUUGUGUUCAAAUGCCUCAAUGCUUUCUUGAUACCCUUUUGGCUGAUAUUCCCAUUCCAUUAAUUAAUUAAUUAAAACUAUUUUUAAACUACUCGUGAUGUUAUUCUCAUCAGACGUCCAGUAUUACCAUAUCAAAAGGACACCACUGAAGGACACAUCUUUAAAUACUUGCCAUUCACAGUUUCUGCUGCUGGUGUUAUCCCUAACAUGUACAUGGAAAUCAGGGUGCAAGUUUCUAUUGACUGGGCUCAUAAGACAGUUUUGCAAGCAAUAUUGUUUUAACUUGUCUAUAUAAUUACUUUUAUUUUUGGAGCACCAAUCUUAUCUUUAGUGAAAGAUUGUAUGCUGGAUAUAUUCCAGCACUUGGUACAACAGAGGAACACAUGUGCAGGAGUAGAUCAUUCACCCCUUUAGUCUGUUCUACCAUUUAUAUGAUGAUGAUCAAUUCAGAUCUACUGUUCUUCCUUUCUGUCCAUAUCCCUUGACUCCUUGGUAUCUGAAAGGUGUUUCCCAUUUUGCAUUGAACCAUUAUAUCUGGUUUAUGUUUCAGCAUUGCAUUUGCUGCAAAUGAAUUUCAGAGUGAAAUAGAGCAUAGAACAGUACAGCACAGGAACAGGCCCUUCAGCCCAUAAUGUCUGUGCCAGACAUGAUGCCAAGAUAAACUAAUCUCCUCUGCCAGUACGUGAUCCAUAUCCCUCCAUUGCUUGCCCACUCGGGUGGCACAGUAGAGUUGCUACCUUACAGCAGUAGUUGCUGCCUUACAGUGCCAGAGGCCAGGGUUCGAUCCUGACUACAGGUGCUGCCUGUACAGAGUUCGUACAUUCUUCCUGUGACCACGUGGGUUUUCUCUGGGUGCUCCGGUUUCCUCCCACACUCCAAAGACAUACAAGUUUGUAGGUUAAUUGGCUUUGGCAAAAAUUGGAAAUUGUCCCUUGUGUGUAGGAUAGUGCUGAUGUCUGGGUUGAUCGCUGGUCGGUGUGGACUCAGUGGGCCAAAGGGCCUGUUUUCAUGCUGUAUCUCUAAAGUUUAAAUGGUGCCUAUCUAAAGUCUUUUAAAUGCCACUGCCAUCUGCCUUCAACACCACUCCUGGUAGCGUGUUCCAAUCCCCAAAACUCUCUGUGCAAAAAACCCGCCCCACAAACCUCCUUUAAAG